Molecule: messenger RNA, 756 nt
Organism: Pseudozyma flocculosa PF-1
Lineage: Eukaryota; Fungi; Basidiomycota; Ustilaginomycetes; Ustilaginales; Ustilaginaceae
Exons: 3
Coding region: 1-756 (251 amino acids)
Biological process (GO): maturation of LSU-rRNA from tricistronic rRNA transcript (SSU-rRNA, 5.8S rRNA, LSU-rRNA)
Cellular component (GO): cytosolic large ribosomal subunit
Molecular function (GO): RNA binding; structural constituent of ribosome
Source: RefSeq, a predicted model, not a curated record
AUGUCCACCCAGGCCAAGACCACCGUUCCGUCGGCACAGCAGGUGCUCGUCCCCGAGACCCUCCUCAAGAAGAGGAAGGUCGACCAGAAGGCCCGUGAGGAGAGGCUUUCGAAGCUUGCCGAGAUCAAGAAGGCUGGCAAGGCCAAGCGCCAGGUCAUCUUCAAGAGGGCCGAGCAGUACACGAAGGAGUACCGCGCCGCUGAGCGUGAGGAGAUCCGCCUCCGCCGCGCCGCCAAGGCUAGCGGUGACUUCUACGUCCCGGCCCAGACCAAGCUCGUCUUUGUCGUCCGCCUGAGGGGUAUCAUGAACAUUGCCCCCAAGCCGAAGAAGAUCAUGCAGCUCCUCCGCCUGCUCCAGAUCAACAACGGUGUCUUCAUCAAGCUCAACAAGGCCACGUCGCAGAUGCUCCAGCUCAUUGAGCCCUACGUCGCCUACGGCACCCCCAACCUCAAGACCAUCCGCGAGCUGAUCUACAAGCGCGGUUACGCCAAGAUCAACAAGCAGAGGAUCCCGCUCACCGACAACGCUAUCAUCGAGAAGCACCUGGGCCAGUACGGCAUCAUCUCGGUCGAGGACCUGGUCCACGAGAUUGCCACCGUCGGCCCCAACUUCAAGGCGGCCAACUCGUUCCUCUGGACGUUCAAGCUCUCGAACCCCAACGGCGGCUUCGCCAAGAGGAAGUUCCUCCACUACGUCGAGGGCGGCGAGACUGGCGACCGCGGCAGCAUCGACUCGCUCAUCCGCAAGAUGAACUAA